AUGGCCCGGGAGCUGAGCCAGGAAGCGCUCCUGGACUUCCUGUGCCAGGCCGGGGGCCGGGUGACCAACGCCGCCUUGCUGAGCCACUUCAAGAGCUUCCUCCGCGACCCCGACGCGCCCCCCGGGCAGCAGCAGCGCCGCCGCGAGCUUUUCAAGGGUUUCGUCAACUCGGUCGCCGCAGUGCGCCAGGACCCCGACGGCACCAAGUUCGUGGUGCUCAAGAGGAGGUACCGGGACCUUGUGGGGGAGGAGGAGGGGCUGCGGCGACCCCGCGACCCGCCCGCGGCCGCCGCCCCUGCAGGGGGAGCUGCGCCCCGCUCCCCGCUCCCCGCGCGCCGAGGGGAGCAGCCGCCGCAACCGCAGCCGGGGAGGCGGAUCCGGCGCGAGGAGGCGCCAGCAGGUGCCGCAGCCCCGGUCGCCGACGCAGGUUGCAAUGGACUCCCCGCGGGCGGCGCCCGGGAGGUGGCGCGGGGAGGCGGCAGGCCGAGGGGCCGCUCCGGACAUCGGGCGCCGGUGCCCGCGGCCGCGGUGGCCGCGGCUGCUCAGGACCGAGCCAGGUGCGCGGCGGCGGAGACGCAGGGCCGCUGCUGCUGGGAAUGCCUCCAGAACGGCCUGGGGGGGCUCCCGGACCCUGCCAGCGCCAGCGCCGCGGAGAAGCCGGCCCAGGACGACCGCGGGGCUCCCAGGCCGCAGCGGGAAGGGGCGCCCGCGGAGCCCCCGCCAGGGCCUGCCGCGCCCCGCUCGCCUCCUGCCGCCGUCGAGGCUGCUGCAGCGCCCGCUGUCUUGUCCAGCCCCAGUCCCCCAGGAGAUCCGCCCGCGCCGGUGACCCCGGGCCCCGUGCUCUACUCCACUCUGCAGCAGCAGCAGCAGCGCACUCGCGAGUGGGUAGCCAGACACCCCCAGGUACCCGAGGCCCGGGACCACGGCCCCGUCCGAGCCUGGUCGGUGCUGCCAGACGACUUCGCUCGGCUGCCCUCGGAGCAGGGCUCCUGGGUCCAGGAAUCUGAGUCAGCGCCCCUGGACCCCCCUCCUCCCUCUCAGUCUCUCGUCGCUCCCACUGUUUCGGAAGCCUGGUCCGGGGAUUCUCCGCUGGCAGUCUUUCGUAGCAUUCGAUGUCAGCUGUCCCUCCAGGACUUGGAGGACUUCGUGGAACAGGAGAGCCACGGCAGUGAGGAGAGCAGCAGCGGCCCCAAAGAGUCCCCUGGAGGUUCCGAAGACGGGCUGCGUCUGGCCCUGGGAGCCCCAGAUGGGAGAAGGCUCAGGAAUCCAGCUGGGGCCCCUUCUCCGAAGGAGGCCAGGCCCACCAGGAGCCCCCAGGGCCUCAGGAAUGUAGGAGAUGCUCACAUCUCUCAGCCGAUCUCCACAGGAGCUGACGGUCCUGCAGGCGACCCCCAACCUUUAUCCUGGCCAGCUCCCAAACUAAGGAGAUCCCGAAGGAGAAGCUCUAGGGCGGGGAGAGCCAGAUUGUCCUCCUCUGAGGAAGAGUGCCUUGAGGAGGAUUUGCUGAAAAGGAGCCGCCGCCCUCCCCGGGCCAGGAAACCCUCCAGAGUGGGAGCCAUGUCCAGCCCAAGGGCGGAUGCUGCAUUGACACUAGCAAAUGCAGGCGUUAAGGCUGACACCUCCGAGCGGGAUCAUCCACGCAGCUGGUGGGCCCCUGGAGGGGACAGGCCCACAGCCUUGGUCCCCCACAGAUCUUCCGAGCACAAGUCAUCCCUCGUCCCCCUUGAUGCCAGGGAGCAUGAAUGGAUCGUGAAGCUGGCCAGUGGCUCUUGGAUUCGGGUGUUGAGUUUGUUCUGGGAGGACCCCCAGCUGGCUUUGCACAAAGACUUCUUGACCGGGUACACUGCCCUGCACUGGAUAGCCAAACACGGUGCCCUCAGGGCCCUUCAGGACUUGGUCUCAAGUGCACAGAAAGCAGGGGUUGCUCUUGAUGUGAAUGUGAAGUCCAGCUGUGGGUACACCCCGCUGCACCUUGCGGCCAUUCACGGCCACCAGGGGAUCAUCAAAUUGCUUGUGCAAAGGCUGGCAUCUCGUGUAAACGUCCGAGACAGCAGUGGGAAGAAGCCUUGGCAGUAUCUGACCAGUAAUACCUCUGGGGAAAUAUGGCAGCUACUUGAAGCCCCACGGGGCAAGCCCAUUUUCCCCGCCUAUUCGUUGGUUCGUAGCUCUUCCCCCACCAGGAAGGCCAAGAGCCAGGAAGUAUCUCGACAUGUCACCCGAAAGACUUCCUUAGCUGCACUCCUCAAAGGUCAGCACGCCAAAUGGAAGCUGGCCAACCAGUAUGAGAAAUGCCCCAAUCUGAGGGAAAGAGAAGAGGACAGUGACUGAGGGGAGCCCCUGUCUCCAGCAUGGCCUCCACACCCCCAUCCUUGAGCUAGUCAGUGAGAGAAUCCGGGGAGAGAGGGGAAAUUGCCAAGAAGUUGGUUGCGAGGUCAAGUGAGAUGGCCUGCUUGUUUACCUCCGUGGAUUCUGUGUCAGCGCAUCCUGGGCCUUCAAGGUCAUCCAAGCUUUCUAACGGUGAAUGUAGACAAGAGUCAGGAGCCUAAACCUGGGUGUUCUUCCCCUUCCUUUGCCACCUGGGCACAGGUGGCCACGCCAUUCUCCCAAGCAGCUACCCCAGGCCUUGACUAGAGAGGGAACAGAUGUCUAACAAGAAGAGAGGCAAUUCAAGGAACUGAGAAGGUUCAAACAAAAUCCUCUCUCUGGCUAGGAGCUCUCUGGCUUCCAUUCAUUUGGAGAAUAAAUCUUGGCUGAGGAAAAGCACCAGGUUUGAAAUCAGAUGGCUCCUCUUUUUUCCUCUCUCUCUCUCUCUUUUUUUUUUUGCAUUCAGAUUGGUGCAAUAAAAUUAUUACUGGAAAGUAGAAGUUGCGCUAAGAGAUUCAUCUACCCCAUCCUCAGGUUUUCCUUUGAAUGCAACCUUUGGUGGCCAGUGCAAGAAAAGAUUCAUUAAUCUUUUCAGAGAAGCAGUUGGGUAAGAUCCAUUUGUGACUGACAUUCAGGCCCUGCUUUAAAAAAAAAAAUUCAAAACCAAGGGGAAGUUUCCAAAUGUAAAAACUGUAUGGCUCAUUUGCAUAGUGACUGAAACCAUCUUUUAUGGAAAUUCCUUCUGUGACAAAUGGCAGAAUUAGCAUUAGUUUUUAGUGGGUCUGAAUGGCCAAUAUUCAUACUCAUGAAAAGAGAAAUGAUUUUGUUCUGGAGAUGCAAUAAGGGUUGUGAGGUGAAUGCAUCUCCACCAGGAAUUCUCUAAGCUGCUAAAUAUAAUUUUAUUUGUACUAAACUUGUUGCCAAUUAAGAUUAAAUAUUAGCCUUGAGUUAGUGCUGUGUCUCUAAUGGAAAGUGCUCUUUUUAUUUGUGAUGAGACUGAUCUCUGUGAAUCCAUGGAAUAAGAGAAUGGCUAGUUAAUAAACUGCAGUAGGACAUCAAGAUUUCAGAAUGUCAAUUCAAAGAGUGCUGCAAGAUUAAGUGUCCAAAUCGAAAUAGUUAAUUUUUUAUGGAGAUAUUUUUAUGUGCUGGGGCAAUGUUGUUGUAUUUUUAACGUACUUUUGUGUUUCUUCUGGCUUCCCCCACCUAUUAAAAUGUCAACAGAUAUUUGUAGUUUAUUGUUCUUAUGCUGAUUACUGUUAACUUUCUUCUUUACAAAAUUGUGUCUCAGUGAAUGUCAAAUAUUUUUGUUUCUUUGUAGUUUUACUUUAUAAUUUUGCUGAAAUAAAUAUCUUUCUGCUCUAUUAGAAAACAAACAAAAACAGGCAGAA
This is a messenger RNA of Odocoileus virginianus texanus, 3752 nucleotides long. It is a transcript of the gene SOWAHB, whose product is annotated as sosondowah ankyrin repeat domain family member B. The record is from RefSeq and is a predicted model, not a curated record. NCBI's taxonomy places the organism in Eukaryota, Metazoa, Chordata, Mammalia, Artiodactyla, Cervidae. Gene Ontology annotation, molecular function: protein binding.